Camponotus floridanus (Florida carpenter ant) is the source of this 2874-nucleotide messenger RNA. RefSeq lists its product as uncharacterized. NCBI's taxonomy places the organism in Eukaryota, Metazoa, Arthropoda, Insecta, Hymenoptera, Formicidae. The coding region runs from base 1 to 2874 and encodes 957 amino acids. The transcript has 3 exons. The record is from RefSeq and is a predicted model, not a curated record.
AUGUUGCCAGAUGAAAUGCAACCUCCAAAAACCAGAUUCAACUCUCGAGACAGAUUGAAAGAGACACAUUCAAUUUUCUCGCCACGACUUAAAAGUUUUCCUGCAGAAAAGAUCAAGAAAUUGGACAAUCAGCCAAUGUUUUCACCCGAACUAAACGAUGCUUUAAUUGUACAACAAGAUAAUCAGCAAACUGGCACUUUCUUCGCAAACUCCUCUAUUAAAAGUAAUAACGGUCAUGGUGAUGUGAUACCUGCUAUAUUAUCGUCAUAUCAACAAUCAAAAAGCAUAUCCGACACAGACCAACAACAGAUUAUAGCUAAUCAUCAGCAGAUCUGUCAAUCGAGUACACACUCUGAAAAUUUGCUUAAUCGACCCAUUGUGUCUCCCGAAAAACCUUUCGUAUCAAACAUGCUUCAAGGAACAGUCGUUUGCAAUAGAUCGCUUCAAAAUCCGUCCGCGAUUAUUAACCAGCCGAUUAUUGAUCAAAAUCACAAUGAAACUUCUGCUCUUGUUAAUGGAUGCGAAAAGCAACCGAGCGAUGGCCGAAACGCAGUUAAUCAGAAACAAAUUUUUAUACAACCGAAGCAAGCAGCGAUCAUACGGAACGCAAAUGCAUCGCUAAGUGAUCGAUGUGUCAAUAACUAUCAAAAUGUUUAUCAUUUUCAAUCGCAUAAUCCUUCAGUUCAUCAAAAUUCUCAACAAAUAAAUGAACAAACGCAGCACAACGUGUAUCAUCAGCAAAUGUUGCCGCAAGGGCUCAAUCAAAUGCAAUCACCAAUGUUCGAUCAGCGACAACAUCUACAUAAUAAUUCGGGAGCAUUCUAUGGUCAUUACAAUCAACAACAAUUAUCUGCUACGCAAGUUUCUGGACAUGGAAUGACUUCGCCACAAGACAUGACAGUAAAUCAGAUGAGAUCGAUACAACAUAAUUUGCCUAUUCAUAAUCAGAAUCGUGGAUAUUCUAUCAAUCCUCAAUCACACACAGCAUGGCCGCAAAAUGAUCGAUGGAUACAAACGGCAAAUUUGCAUCAACAAUUCCCGCAACAGUGGCAAUAUUAUCAUCAAGAUACUAAUUUCAAUGAAAAAGAUUCUAGAAGCCAAGAUCAAUCUAAUUCAUUACAAAAUUAUAAAUCUAAUCAACAAUCGGUUGCGGAAAUUCAUACGCAUCAAAAUAGGAAAAAGAAACUGCAAUUCACACCUAAUAUGAUACGCGAUCAGGAGCUGUUAGUUUCUACUAUGAGGCAACAAGGUGUACCUGAGGAAAUAAUGCGCCGUCAGUUUGAUGCAUUACUGAACGAACAACAAAAGCAUCUGGUUUAUCUCAUGCAAUUACAACAACAAGAAGAUAUUCCGGAUAUAAAAAAAAUUCGACUUGCACAAAGAAGAAUAGAGAGAGAAGAAAAACCGGAAUGGAUGAUACACAUCACUCCAUCACGGAUAUCCUAUAAUGAGAUUGAAAGAAUAAAGGCACAGCAAAGAGGUCAAAAGAAACAAUAUCGAACGGACAGUCUGUUGCCGGAAGAAAUUAAUAAGACAGUGACUGCUCGACAACAAGAUUAUUGUCAACAGAAAAAGCAAGAAAUAAACAAUCAAGUUAUUCUACCUCAACAAAUGUACGUUCAAAUGAAUCCUCAAUUAUGGCAGCGACAAAUGAUCUGGCCACAUAAAAAUAACCAUCAGACUUCGUGCAAUAAUUAUGCAGCUUGUUAUCCUUAUCAUCAACAAAAUACAUUAAAUAAUAUAAAUCAUCAGACAAAUCCGACUUUUAACAAAUACGUACCAUACAAUAUAUGUUAUAAUCCAUAUUAUUCGAAUUCUGAGCAACAAAAAAUUUCGCAAAAUAAAGAACAUAAUCCAAGUUCAUCGAAUUCAAUUGACAAUCAGAGAUUAUCAAUGGAUUUUGCAAAUUUCGAGCAGAGUAAAAGACCUGCCGAACCUUCUAGCUUGCUAAAGAUGCGAAUGUACAAAGAAAUAAUUCGUCCUCAGAAGCGCAAUAACGGUUUGCAGGAUCCAAACACCGUACAAAAAGUACUGGAAACACUGAAAAAUCCGUCAAGUAGAAAAGGUCUCGAAUAUCUGGCCAAUAUUAUCAAGAAAAAACCUGUUAUUAGACUAAACGGUGUCCAAGAUUCUAACGAGAUUCCGGAAGAUAUGCAACCGCGACCACCCGUAGAAAUGUCUUCACAACCUCAAAAAAAAAUCUCGGUAAACGGUUUGGAGAACACAAGGAAUCCUAAUAAUCCUACGCCAUGUAUCCUGCGACCUAAGAGAGCCGAUGAGCCCGCUAUGAUGGAAUAUCCGCGACAGAGACAGAAUGCAAGAAUUUACAGCAUGCAAGCCGAAAAGGAAAACGGCACGGUGGCGAUCAAUGACGAUCAACAGCGAUGGCAACCGCGAGAUCACAUAGUUUCCUACGUGCAAGACACGAGCUCGAGUCCUUAUAAUCAACAGAAUAUACCUGUAAUGCAAGGACGCCACGACGACCACAAGAUGUUCCAAUAUGCAGCUGCUCCAUCUCAACAUUACCAUCAAAUGCAGCAAUACUAUCUAAAUAGACAGAAUUUAAUCGGCCAUAAUGGUGGCCAGGGCGAUGUUGUGAGCGUGCAACGACCGAAUGCACCGGAUGCGGUGAGAAUCGAUCGCGCCGGCGGUGAUACCGGUGAAAAAUCGAAUGUCGAAGGGCCGACGAAGCGCGUAGAUAUGCAAACGAUACAGCGAACGAAUAUUUAUAGUCAACCGGAAAUCCGCGAGACAAGGACCAUCGGAGGUAUCACGUACCUCGCUAGGAAGCCCGAAUACGCCCCUAACAAUCUCGUCAUAUCGCCAGAUAAAUUAAUCGCGAGCAGACACUUGCAACCCCCAAGAAUAUUUUAA